Molecule: messenger RNA, 3360 nt
Organism: Naegleria lovaniensis
Lineage: Eukaryota; Heterolobosea; Eutetramitea; Acrasida; Naegleriidae
Exons: 4
Coding region: 1-3360 (1119 amino acids)
Cellular component (GO): trans-Golgi network
Source: RefSeq, a predicted model, not a curated record
AUGUCCUCGAUUGAUGUGGUGGGUUGCCAGCUAGGAAUUGCAACCAAUGCGUUGAUACGAAUUGCUAUUUUUCCUAUUGGUAAAAUCAAUGCCAGCACGUUUAAAAAGUUUGUGUCCAUGAUACAGGCAUGUGAUUCAAAACCGAUAAAGAGUCUGACUCGAUUCCGAGAUGAUAAUUUAAAGAGUCCGUUCCAAAAACAAGAUUGGGCUAGAUCGGUGCUCAAAUUUCAGUUUGUAGAGGAAACUAGUAUCAAUACUGGAUAUUCUGAUUUUCAUCAAUAUCGGAACGUUCAUGGAGUCAUCGGUAUCAUGAGUUGCUUGAGUGAAGAAUCAGUGGCAAGCGGUUUUACAAAAUACAAAAAACAAAAGUUACAAGUAUACGGAAAGAAUAUUGUUGGAAGAUGUUUUGCAGUUGAACAAGAUCCAGAAACAACAGCACCCGAGGACGAAGAAUUGGUUGUUAUUCCAAAUCAAGAUGAAAGUCAUGUAGGAUUUCACAUUGAUUAUCUCUUUUCUGAUCUUGCACGACAAGUUUUGAUUAGAUUUGAGAAAAUUGUUUCAAAUCCAGCAGCGUACUUUAAUGAAUUGUCAACUUCGUUUCUCAUGUCUUCUCCCACAGGCAUGUUCCCAUCAUCAUCAGCUCUCAAUACUAAAAAGAUGACUCCUUCGAAAUCAAGAAAUGAUUUGGCAACUUUUCCACAACCUUCCUCUACUCAGCCUACCGUUCCUCCAAGUAGUACAACCCCACAGAGCGACGAAAAGAACUUACAAAACAUGAAACUUUUUGCCGACUGUGCAUUGCUGAUAUCUGACUAUGAAGAUGCAUUGUCAACCUAUACUGAAAUAUCCAACAUUUGCAAGCAACAACUGGCAAACUCUUAUGGAGCUGCUGGGUCGAUGAAUUAUGCGUUAUAUCUAGCGGGUAGCUCUGAAGGUAUUGCCACUGUAACAUUUGUAAAAAAUAAGGUAGCAAUUAAGGAAGUUGACAGCACCAUUAUUCAACAAAUCUAUGACUUGAUGCAUGAAGCACUUGAUUUCUACGACAAAUCAAAGAAAAAGGAUCUUCUCGUAGAGUGCUACAUCAAAACUGCUGUAUUCAUUUCAACCUACUGUGACAAAAAGAAGAGAAAAGAGGCUUUAGAUUGCCUUUCCAAAGCUGUCCAAACAGCUGUCACGCUCACAACUCAAGAAAGGAUUGUGGUCUCUGGAUUUGCUGCAAAAAUUUGCAAGCAAAUGAAAUCCAAGAGAAAAUUUGGAUUUUUCCUUCGCCAUGUAGCUCAAUUACAUCACGAUUUGUGUAAUCAAGGGGUGUCUAUACGAUUGGGGGCUCAGUUUUUAGACGCAUAUAAUCUACCUUUGGAGUUGACCCCAAAUAUCGAAUGGAAAGUAAAAAAGAACUACAAACUGAAAGGUUGGAACACUAUUCAAAUGGAUAUUAUUAAAAGCAUGAUAGAUUUUGCACAGUCUAUGAGCCCUCCUGACUACUCGACUGAAAUUCAAUACCGGCUCUACCUUCUUUCAGAGUAUUAUCCAAUAAUGCCCAAAUUACUUCAGGAGGAACAUUUGAAACGUGUGUUGGCUAUUUCACACCAAAUUCCAAAGAAUAUUAAUGUACUAUUGAAACCAUUACCUAUUAUCAAAAUGGUAGCCCCCAUGAAAUUAUCUUCACAUUUAGAACCAAAAGUAUUAGAGGUCAAGCAAAACAGACCUCAAUUAUUUAUUUAUUCUCCUUUCGAUAAGAAAGAUGAGACUAGAGUACAGUUGAAUUGGGUCAAGAAUGAGACAGCACAAAUUCUUGUAGAGUUUAUGAAUCCUUUCAGGUUUGAUUUACGGUUGAAAAACGUAUUGGUCCGAUUUAAACCAGAAAUUGAACCUAUUGGAGGUUUAGAUAAUUCAGAACCAAUAUGUGACGUGUUUGUUCACUCAUGUCUUGUCUUGAGCGGUAUGACUCACAAAGUAGUAAUUGCCACCAAACCAAGGCACGUUGGAAGAAUACUUUUGGACGCUGUAGGAAUAGAAUUCGAAGAUGGAAGAUUUAAAUCUCCAAUCUAUAUACCAGUUACGUUGCAACAUCUUGUCAAUGAGAAGAAAGAAAAGAGAUCUUAUGAAAUCGAUGUGAUUGAGACAGUUCCAUUAUUGAAUGUCACUCUUUCGACACCACAAUUAUCUCUUGUAGAGGGUGAAACAACGACACUCUUUGCCAAGUUACACAAUACCGGAAAUUGUGAAAUUACGUUCCUUGAAAUUACAUUCAUUAAUCAAACCUCUAAUUCUGUUUCUAUUAAGGAUGAAAUAGUGAAGAAAUAUUUACCUCUACUUCCUGAUGGAGAUGUUGUAACAAUACCAAUCGAGGUUGUUGGAUAUUGGAAAGGAUCCAGUGAUAUUGGUAUUAUCAACAUCCAUAUUAAAUAUGGAAUUGAAAGCGAUCAAUAUGAGAAGGCGUACUACAGAGAAAUUGAUCUAUCUAUCAAAACAACUGUAUUACGAGCUCUAGUCGUUGAGGAUUGCAUCACUGUGAAUGAAACCUUCAACAAGAAAAUUGUUGCCAAAAUUCAUAAUUAUUCCAACUCCUCAUUCAUGCUUCUCUCAAGUUUGACACAAUAUUUGAAGGACGAACAAUUUGAUACUGGAAUUCCUUUUGGAGCCCAAUCUACCAAGAUGAUUCUAGUAGAUCCCUCCAUCUUGCACAAUAUUAAUUUUGAACAGCUCAAUAUUCCAUACACUGCUGACAUUAAUCAGUACAAAGGAAUUAUUGCUCAAGCGAUGAGAUGGAAAUCUUACGUGAAUACACAAGGUGUGGUUGGAUGUAAGGAAAAUGAUGAAGUCAAACAAUCUUCAAAAGACAAAACUCAAAUGAGAAAGCAAACCACUGAAACAUCUAUACCGUCAACCAUGAACGAUCUUAUCAACGUGAAACAGGAAUUGACAGCAAUUGUAAAUAAUCAACAUACUAUUUCUCACAAGGAGCUUGCCAUCGAUCAACAACCUGUGCAAGCAGCAAUUGCGGAAGAAAUUGAAUUUACUGUCUCCAUUUCUUUGAGUUCUACAAAUCCAAAUCAAGAGGCCUUUAACAAGAUUGCAAGUUUGAUAUUUAACAUUUAUCAAGAUGCUGAAAAUGGUUCAAGAAUUGUUGCUACCAAUAGACAGUAUUGUUAUUCUGGAAACUUGAAUUCUUGUAUCGAAUUGGUUCACUCGAACGUGGUUAGGGUCACUUUGAAAGUUUUCUUUUUGGAAAGAGGUACCUUCAAGGUGUCAGUGGCAUGUUGUGACGAGCAAACUGAAGAGGUGGUGCUCUUGACUUCCCCUCUGGAUGUAAUUAUUGAAGUUGGAAAUGGACUUAUUGAACGAGAUGUGGAUUAA